CUCUUCCCUGUGUAGUCUCACGAAACUGUUCACAUCAGAGUUUUAUGAAAACCGUGGAUUUUUCCUAAAUUUCCGUCUGUCCGCCUCCAUUAAAAAUUCUACAACUCAUGCAACUGAUGCCUACCCGACACUCAGAGGUGCCAACCCAACACUCAAAAGUACCUAUCCGACACUCAGAAGUACCUACCCGGGAUUGGGAUGUAGCUCACCCUAUUAAUAUUGUAAGGAAGAAAUCUUUGGAAGAAAUUCAAGGGAAAUCUUACAUAAUACAAAGAGAGGAAAAUGGAAAGCAAAUCUUUAGAUUUCAUAUAAUUGUGACAAGCUGUGGUUUUCUAUCAUGCCUGAUUACAACUAUUUGGGAUCUUUCUGCUGGGAACCAACAUAUUACAGGUCGCUGUGUUUGGGCAAGUUUCUGCAUCUGGAUCAGUACGUUAAGUUGUAGCUGUGUUUGUUUAUUUCUUCUAUUUGUAAAUAUACUUGGUCUAUCUGGUAUAUACAAGGCCAGCAGCUGGUCUGAAACCAGACCGUACAAUUCAUACAGGUUUCUUUAUAUUUGGUUAAUAGUUUACUUUCUUGUUGACAUUUCAGUUCUGCCGAUAUGUAUCUACUUCCUCUACGCCUGGUUUAUGCUCAAGAAAUCCUACACUGUUCUACAUAUAGGAAUACCCAUCGUAGGUGUAGUUUGUUUAUCUGGAUAUUUAGUUCUUAUUCAUCAUUGGUUUCGUAUACUAAACCUUACUCAACAAAUCAGCAAGUUGAGUUUCAUCUUCAGCUGUUCUCUGUAUCCACUUGACCGAGGGAAAACUGCGUCUAUAGUUAGAAUCCUGAUACUCUAA
Molecule: messenger RNA, 836 nt
Organism: Eurytemora carolleeae
Lineage: Eukaryota; Metazoa; Arthropoda; Copepoda; Calanoida; Temoridae
Exons: 9
Coding region: 108-836 (242 amino acids)
Source: RefSeq, a predicted model, not a curated record